UCUCAAUCUAUACCACACCGCCUGCAUAUGGUAUCAAGGAAGCCCGGUGCGGUGUGGUAUAGAUUGAGAUGUUGUGGUGACUGUAGCGAAUAGAUGGGGAUUGGAUAUUCUCAGGGCCCAGAGAUUCGUAACGCCAGAACGUCCAGUAAGAGGAAAUAGUUACAGAUGGAGAAAUGCUUACUUGGCAGGUCAAGGACAGCAGUGAAACCGUAAGAGUGGUGUAUCAAGCAGGAGAAGAACGCCAGCGGUGCGAUCAACACGUGAAAUAUCAAUACCCAGUAUAAUGGGAUCUGAUUUGCGAUGUCGGAAGCUCUGCAAUUUUCCUCGGUAGUCUAAGGUAGUCUACUGCUAAAAUGUGACGUUUCAAUGACUCCAGGAGCAGGUGCGAGUGCGAUUGGCGGUACUUAAAAGCCAUUCAUAGCUUCGAUGUCUGUUAUCUUCCCUUAAAAAUCAUGUUACAACUACCCGACCUGCGCAUUUCUGACAACGCCCGGCUCGUCCUCGAUACCGCGGCUUGUUUUGUGGUAGUAGCAGUGAUCGUUCGAGCUUACCUUUUUAAGUCAGACAGUGGUCUUCCUCUUCCACCAUCCCCUCCCAGUAGGAGACUUCUGGGGCACUUCGUACCCGAUCACCAGCCAUUUCUUACUGUAGCGGGAUGGCUCGACGAGUACGGUCCUCUGAUCACCAUUCGCUUAGGAACUGAGAGAGUCGUUGUUAUCGGUCGUCACAACUGGUGGGCUAUCCAACCUCCUCUCACCAGCUGGGGUCAGGUUCCGUCGGAUGCAGCACUUCAUGCGCAUCUUCAGCCUAAAGCAGCCGAGGAAUAUCAACCCCUCCAGAUGUCACACGCAAAGAACACCGUCCUCAGCAUUCUGGAAGAUCCAUCCAACUUCCAGAAUCACGUGGGAACUCAUGCUGCGACGGUCAUUACGAAAGUUGCAUACGGUAAGAGUACGCCAACGUCUGCGACUGAUCCCGAAGUCAAACGACUUCGCGAGCACAUGCGGGUAUUUCGUACAACCUUACGGCCCGGUGCUUACCUGGUGGACUCGAUCCCGUGGCUCAAAUAUCUUCCUUGGUAUGGCCGAGAAUUGAAACGGGCGUUUCAGGACAGCAAGCAGCUCUACACCACUCGCUUAAACCGCGUGAAACAGCAAAUACAGAGCAAUGAGGACGUUGGUCCUUCGUUUGCAAAAUAUAUGCUACAAAAUAUUCAAUAUCACAACCUGACAGAGAUAGAGAUGGCCUUUCUUGCUGGUGGCUUCUUUGUAGCUGGAAUUGAUACGACUACUUUGUCAAUAUGCACGAUUUUCAUGGCAGCCGCAUUGUUUCCCGAGGAGCAAGCAAAAGUCCAGGCCGAGCUUGAUGCGAUCGUCGGAAGGCACCGAGCACCGACCUUUGCUGAUGAAAAGUCCCUUCCUCGACUGCACGCCUUCAUCUCUGAGACUUUGAGAUGGAGACCGAUGCUUCCCAGUGGUGGGAUGUCAUUUGGGCAUGUCAUUUUCGAACUACUUAUCGUGCGAUUAGUAAUCUUGCGUCAGGGAAACUAUCGCAUUCCAGCUGGGACUACCGUAGUUGGCAAUCACUGGUCCAUCUCUCGAGAUCCAGACGUCUUCCCCGAACCUCAUGCGUUCAAGCCUGAGCGCUGGAUCAACGACCAAGGUCUCUUUAGGGACGAUCUAAAAUUCUUCGUCUAUGGGUUUGGUCGGCGCGCAUGUCCCGGUCAAUAUUUAGCGAACAGAUCGAUGUUCAUAAACACGGUCCUUACCCUUUGGGCUUUCCAGCUGACUCUGGAUCCUACGAAGCCACUGAAUGACAUGGGGUACAUGAGCGGGGCGAGUCGACCAUGCACUAUUGAGUUUAAAACGAGGAUUCCAGAGACGGAGCUCAGGCGCAUGAUGCAGAAUUAUCCUGAGGUCGCCUGA
Molecule: messenger RNA, 1925 nt
Organism: Suillus paluster
Lineage: Eukaryota; Fungi; Basidiomycota; Agaricomycetes; Boletales; Suillaceae
Product: cytochrome P450
Exons: 12
Coding region: 453-1925 (490 amino acids)
Molecular function (GO): oxidoreductase activity, acting on paired donors, with incorporation or reduction of molecular oxygen; iron ion binding; heme binding
Source: RefSeq, a predicted model, not a curated record